AGUAUACGUACAGUAGAAGUCUCGAUAGCUUUUUCCCAUCUAACUGUGGAAGUAGGUACUAAUAAGUAGGUGAGUUAAAUUUCGUUCACCAUGAAAUUCUUGUUCGUUUUAUUUUUUACGACUGUAUUCUGCGGAAUAUCCGCGGACUUGGAUAAAAAAUGGUGGAAAAAUACGGAAAUAUAUGACAUUGUAGUAUCGGCGUACAAAGAUCAUGAUGGAGAUGGAUUCGGCGAUUUUGAAGGCAUAAUUUCCAAAUUGGAUUAUAUCAAGGAAUUAGGAGUAAACACUAUCAAAUUAUCACCAAUUUUCUCAUGGAGUGAAGGGAUCAGCCCCCCUUAUCCGAUCGAUGACUUCAAGAAUACUCAUUUGAGCGCUGGAUCUUUAGAUGAUUUUGAUAACUUGAUAGCUGAAGCCAACGCCAGAGGAAUGCGAGUUAUACUUGAUUUAGUAAUUAAUCAUUGUUCUAUUGAACACGAAUGGUUUAAAAAAUCGCAAAAUAAGAUCGAGCCUUACGCAAAUUAUUUCAUUUGGACCGACAAUAUUAAAGAUGAAGACUUAUCUGAGAGCCAGGUUUGGAAUCAAGAUGAAACAAGAAAACAAUAUUAUUAUCACCGUUUUGACAAAAGCACCGCUGAUUUAAAUCUGAAAAAUGGAGCAGUAAAAAAAGAAAUUAAGAGCAUUAUGAAAUUUUGGUUGGAUAGAGGUGUUUCAGGAUUUAAUCUGUUGCAUGCAGAAGCUUACAUAGAAGCUGAAUCAGCAAAAGAAAAAGGAUACCCUAGCUUUUUGGAGAUUGAAAAUCGGCCGGAAUCUUAUGAAUUCGUUCACGAGAUUAGAGAAUUUAUAGACAAAUACAAUGAAGAAGAAGAAGGAUCUGAACGAAUAUUAAUAGUUGAAGAAAAACCAGUCCCAGAAUACCCAAAUUUGCAGGGUAACCAUACGUAUCCUAUGGCUCACAUGGUAUGGAGAACUGUCUUUCAAAAAGAUGACGAUGAUGUGUAUUGGUAUUUCAAAUCAGCUAACAUUAAAGGCGUUAUCAAUAACAUCAUGGAAGCGAAUGAAGUUGGUCCUACUAUGUUCAUUUUAGAAGACUCAACUCUAACGAGGACACCUAAUAGAUUUCAAGAUAGGCAGUACCUGGACGUAUGGCUUACAACUUUAUUCACGUUACCGGGCAUCAGGCAUAUUUACUAUGGUCAAGAAAUAGGUCUUUCAUCUUGGAAAUUCUCACCUGUACAAACUACCGCAAUGCAUUGGGACGAAACAAUCAAUUCAGGAUUCACAGAAAGUGAAUUGAUAAUGUAUUCCCCAAAUGUUGAUUACUGGAAAGUCAAUGUUAAGAAACUGAAAGACGCUGAAUACAGUACGCUCAAAUCUGUACGAGAUCUAUUACAUCUAAGAAAAUCCAAAGUUGUACAAUAUGGUGAUUUGAAUACAUACGCAAUUUCGGAAUACAUUUUAGCGUUCACGAGAUCGCAUGGCAAAGAAAAACUCAUCACUAUACUGAAUUUAUCGAAUGUGUUGCAUGAGGUCAACUUAAAACGUGAUAUACCCGAACGCAUUUCAGGAAAAGUGCAGGUCGUUUCUUCUAGUCCAAAUUCAAUUCAUCGUAAAGGAGAUAUCAUUGGUCAGAAAUCCGUAGUAGAGUUGAGACCGGUUUCAGCUGUGGUACUCAGAGUAUAGAAAAAUGGAAUUUGAAAUGAUUGACUUUUCAAAAAUUUUCCUGAAUCGACUAUUUACUACCCGCAUUAAUCUCUGUCAUUCCUCUUUCUAUAUUUUGAAUGAUGUUUGUGCGCAUUUCUUGCAUUGAAUUCGUGAUCAUCUUAAUAGAUAUACAUUUAAUAAUUUAUGAAUGAAUUGUUCAUUGAAAUAAAUUCGGUAUGCAGUGAG
Molecule: messenger RNA, 1887 nt
Organism: Planococcus citri (citrus mealybug)
Lineage: Eukaryota; Metazoa; Arthropoda; Insecta; Hemiptera; Pseudococcidae
Product: maltase 1-like
Exons: 10
Coding region: 91-1680 (529 amino acids)
Biological process (GO): carbohydrate metabolic process
Source: RefSeq, a predicted model, not a curated record